AUGGGUUUACCGAUGGGUGGGUCUGCUUCUCCUAUACUGGCCGAAAUUGUCAUGAAUAAACUGCUUUACUUUGUACAUCAAAACGUACAGUUCGAAUUUCCAUUUUUAUAUCAAUAUGUCGAUGAUCUAAUCACCGCAGUGCCACGUAAUGAAGUACAAAGCACACUUGGCAUAUUUAAUUCUUAUAACACUCACUUACAGUUUACGGUGGAGGAGGAGGAUUCAGACUCAUCGGUCCCUUUCCUAGACACUAGAGUAGUUAGAACAGAUAAUAACAUCAUCUGCCUGGAUUGGUAUCGUAAGGACACCAAUUCAGGUAGACUCAUUCCGUUUCAUUCUUACCAUCCUAUGAAACAAAAAAUCAACACUAUAAUAGGAAUGAAAAAUAGAAUACUUAAGAUAUCACACUUAAGUUUCAAAGAAAAAAACCUAAAACUUUUGUUUGACACUUUAAUAGAGAACUGUUAUCCAUCAAAAUUGCUCAAAAAAUUGUUAUAUUCCAACGAGUUAAGAAAUGAGACAGUAAACAAUGUUAACAAUCAUAAUGACACAAAUUUAGAGAACACCACAAAAUAUGGUGUACUACCCUAUAUACACAACUUAACAAAGCCACUCACAAGACUGUUUAGUGACUUCAACAUAAAGAUAGCGAAUUAUAACAACAGAAAGCUUAAUACAUUUUUUUCUAAGCUUAAAGAUCGCACCCCAACAUCUAAAUGUAGCAAUGUCGUUUAUGGUUUGCCAUGUGAGUGCGGAAAAAUAUAUAUCGGUCAAACAAGUCAACGAUUGAGCAAAAGAUUAGCGCUCCACAAAAGUGAUUGUAGACACAAACCACAAGCUACGAGCCUAAGUAUCCAUGUCUCAGAAAAUGACCAUAGGGUUCUUUACGACGAUGUCAUAAUCUUGGAUAGGGCAGAUAAAGACUUUCAUCGUAAAUUCUUAGAAAUGUGCUACAUUAACAACUGUGCUAACGCGAUAAACCAUAAAAAAGAUGUUGAACAUUUAAGUACUAUUUAUACUUUAUUACUACAGCAAAAUUUCACAAAACGAAAGAAAUUACCACAGUCAUAUGUGAGUGACCUUCACUUACAAUAA
Diabrotica virgifera virgifera (western corn rootworm) is the source of this 1095-nucleotide messenger RNA. RefSeq lists its product as uncharacterized. The coding region runs from base 1 to 1095 and encodes 364 amino acids. The record is from RefSeq and is a predicted model, not a curated record. The transcript has a single exon. NCBI's taxonomy places the organism in Eukaryota, Metazoa, Arthropoda, Insecta, Coleoptera, Chrysomelidae.